AUGAUUCGACCUAGUCAAACACGUCGGACCUUGGCCUGUCUGAGAUGUCGUGGGGCUAAGGCGAAAUGUGUGUCAGUGGAAGGCGCAACCUCGGACAGCCGAUGUGAACGAUGUGAAAGGUUCGAGUUACCCUGCAUAUAUCCUGUCCGUAAGCGGCGGGGAACUGGUCCAGACGCCGUUGCGAAAGCAAUGCGAUUGAGGAUCAUGUCCUCAUCCCCAUCCAUAGCCGCCGUCCAUCUGCCCGCUGGUGGUCCAAAGGCAUCCCAAAUUACUAUGGCUGGCCGAACAGAUUCGAGCACCAUGUUCGCCAAUGCUCCGGACUCGCAGCAAUCACAACUCUACACAUCAGGACAUGAAACUGGUGAAACCAGCAGUACCAUUGGUUCGGGAAGUUUGCAAAAUCCUCCUCAGCGUCAGUUCAGCGUGUCUCAACACCUCGAUCCCGGUCCUUUCGAUUCAUGGGAAGCUCAAGAACAGGAACCAGGAUCUGCAUGGACUAACUCUGGCUUCAACGGCGUCAACCUUUCAACGGCCAUCAGGAGCGUGUCAGCCUCCGUCAUCACUGCUCAAGACCCAGUGUCGUUGCAUUUUUUGAGUCUGAUCGAAGCCGGGAACCUCUUCUUGUCGUUUCUCACGCAUUUGAAUGCUAUGAUAGCUAUUUUUGAUCCUAAGAUACAUACGUUUCAAAAGGUUAGGGAAGACCCGGUACUAUUCACCGCCGUACUCGCAGCAUCCGCUAAAUUCUUCAGUCGAAACUUGGCGACCGCGUUAUCCUCGCACGCACGCAUGUUGCUUCAUCGGGCCCUUUUUGCUGGGGAGUACACCACACAGAUGGUCAAGGCUUUCAUCAUAACAGUCUUCUGGAAGGAUCCGACAGAUAAAACAGCUUGGGUCGAUAUUGGAAUAGCCCUGAGGCUGAGUUAUCAGCUUGGGCUGCAUAUACCCCAUGUUGGCGAGAGCAUGGAUCAAGACGAAUCUCUAGAUCGGGACCGGACCUGGUUUUGUAUGGACAGAGUGUAUUCGGACAUGUUCAAUUUACCGACCACGAUCAAGACUGACGAGCAUGGCAAUCUUGAGCAUUGGAUCCAGCGCCUAAACUCUGAAUCGUGUCCCGCUGAUUGGCAUCUUGCUUGCUCGAUGGAAGUCGCGCAGGCGCAUCAUACCUGGAUAAAAUACAAGAGAGAGCGUGAUGACAUCCCCAUUGACUGGAGACGAAGCAUUCUAGCUGAUCUGCGCAGCCAAUAUGAUCGUCAUAUGCAACGAUGGUUUGCAUCGGAUAUACGCCUGAGUGAAAUCCAACAUCAUUUCCUGCUGUGGUAUGAUAAACGAAUGAUGGUCAGCCUCAGAUUCGAGCUUCUGGAAUGUGCAGAUCUCCAGGAUCAGCCUUUGUUGCUACAAGAAACGAUAUCGGAUACUCGUGCAUUUGUAGAUCAAACCUUGAUAGUGGCCGGAAAUGGUUCCAUGCUCUACCUCCAAGAUACCACGGCGGUGCACCUAUCAACCCUAGGAGUCAUCAUGUACAAGAUGUUUUGGCGUCUACAAUCAACUGAAAGAAAGGCAGUGAUCGAUAUGAUUCAGCAAAUUCACGGCUGCGUCAAGCCUUUCUCGAAUCAGGACAGCUCAUCACCCUUCGCCUUUAUUGCCCGUUUCUUCAAUCGUUUAGUCCGGAAGCUCAGUUCAGAAUCGCAUGCACCCAGUCGAGCGGGGUCCCCUACUUCGAUUGUACUGACCGGCGAUCAUCCUGGAACGGAGGAACAACUGAACCAGACGGCAGAAAUGUUGAACUUGGGAAUGGAAUACUUCAUUGAUCAGGAUGGACCCGACUUUCAACAAACCGAUACACAUUCUGAGGAGGCGUACUGGUGA
Messenger RNA from Kwoniella mangroviensis CBS 8507, 1866 nucleotides. RefSeq lists its product as uncharacterized. The coding region runs from base 1 to 1866 and encodes 621 amino acids. NCBI's taxonomy places the organism in Eukaryota, Fungi, Basidiomycota, Tremellomycetes, Tremellales, Cryptococcaceae. The record is from RefSeq and is a predicted model, not a curated record. Gene Ontology annotation, cellular component: nucleus. Gene Ontology annotation, biological process: regulation of DNA-templated transcription. Gene Ontology annotation, molecular function: zinc ion binding; transcription cis-regulatory region binding; DNA-binding transcription factor activity, RNA polymerase II-specific. The transcript has 14 exons.